GAAGUCGAUAGGUUUAUUUAAGGCAAAGGUUAUUAUUGGCUUGUAAUCAAAAGUGUGACAGUGAGAAUGGAGUUCUUAGACGAAGACGCGAGGCCAAGGUUCAUGUUUCAAUCAGGAGCACCCACAGAAUCAGAGCCAUUGCAUCACCACAAACCCACCAAGUCAUUCAUCUUCGUCACCGUUUCUCUCUCUUCCCUUCUCUUAGCUCUCGCUCUCUUCUUCUUCCAGUCCGAACCCUUCCAAUCUCUCCUCGUCUGGCUCUCCCUCUCUCUCCUCAUCGGUCCCUUCGCACCUCUCUCCCUCACCGCCGGCGACAUCCGCGUCGGCCGUGGCCCCGUCGUCAACUUCCCCGAUCAAGAAACCGCAACCGACGACGAUGCCAAGAAACCGCAGCGGCGAUCCAAGACGCGCAGAUCCGAUGAAGUCGCCGUUGGCCCGGUGGUGGCGGCGGCGGUCGUGAACGGCGGCGCGUCUGAGAAGAGAAGAGGAGAUGGGAACGGUGCUGCGGCGGUGGUAGAGGAGGAGGAGGAGGAGGAGGAGCAGGAGUGGAAUGAAGAGGACGUUGAGGUUCUGAAGAAGCAGAUGGUGAAGCAUCCCGUGGGGAAACCUGGACGGUGGGAGGCGAUUGCGGCGGCGUUCGGAGGGCGGCACAGGGCGGAGAGCGUGAUCAAGAAGGCGAAGGAAUCGGGGGAGAAGAGAGUUGAUGAUUCGGACUCGUAUGCUUUGUUUUUGAAGAAGAGGAAGGCGUUGGAUAAGAGGGCUGAGGCUGAGAAUGGGGGUGAAGAUUUGGGUGCGACGGUUGAGAAAGUUGAAAUUGAUUGGAGUUCGGGGGAGGAUAUUGCUCUGUUGAAUGCUUUAAAAGCGUUUCCGAAGGAUGCUCCUAUGAGAUGGGAGAAGGUUGCGGCUGCUGUUCCUGCGAAAUCCAAGGCCGCUUGCAUCAAAAGAGUUGCUGAAUUGAAGAAGGGGUUUCGGAGUGCAAAAGCUUCAUCCCAUGAGUAGAUUGAAGAUUGAAAAUUCCCAAGAUUUGAUAGCUUGGGAUUUGGUUGAAUUCAAAUAUGCGGGAGUGCCAAAUGCUGUGUCUGUGAGAUAAUUGAAAAAAGAUGGAGCUAUAAACUUCAAGAGCGCUCACAAGCCAGCUCCUGAGAGCUUGAAUGCAAAAAAUAGAAUUGCUUUCGAAUUGGUUGGUGCGUAGGCUCCCACAACACAGCACUUAGGUGCCCAA
Gastrolobium bilobum is the source of this 1222-nucleotide messenger RNA. Its product is annotated as transcription factor MAMYB. Gene Ontology annotation, biological process: regulation of translational fidelity; 'de novo' cotranslational protein folding. NCBI's taxonomy places the organism in Eukaryota, Viridiplantae, Streptophyta, Magnoliopsida, Fabales, Fabaceae. Gene Ontology annotation, cellular component: cytosol. Gene Ontology annotation, molecular function: ribosome binding; Hsp70 protein binding. Bases 67 to 999 code for a protein of 310 amino acids. The transcript has 2 exons. The record is from RefSeq and is a predicted model, not a curated record.